AUGGGAUUUGGGGGGAGCCGCACAGCUUCUCGUCAAGAUCAGGGAGUGCGCCGAUCGGAGAGACUCAGCCGAAUCGCAUUCAACUGCGCAGUAGGAGGGAAAAAGUGGGCAGGUACCUUCUGCCAUUGGCGCUCAACUAUAAAAGCUGCGGUUUAAGCUGGGAAUACCAACAACAGCUUCACCCAUUUCUCUCUGAACAUGUCGUUCCUCGCCAACCUUUGUCAAACCGUGAGUACUUCGCAUUCCUUUCUGAAGUUUCCCUCUCUUUUUCUUUGAAGGCACUCGUCGUCUGCUUCGUGCUCCUCACCAUCUCCACCAACGAAACAUUGGCCUGUCUCGGAGGAUCCGGAGGAGGAUGCUGCAUGACUUCCGGAUGCCCCAACCCGUGCGCCGGAUACGGAAAGAAGUAA
Caenorhabditis sp. 36 PRJEB53466 is the source of this 410-nucleotide messenger RNA. Lineage: Eukaryota; Metazoa; Nematoda; Chromadorea; Rhabditida; Rhabditidae. The record is from the annotation of a GenBank genome assembly.